CAGACAAUUUUCAAAUUCUUGCUGAAGUUUAUAGCAUAAGCAUGUGCCAAGUUCAAAACAACUGGGAACUCUGAAAAAAAACGAGCUCCGAAGGGGAAAAAUCGAUUCAUCCAACUCUUUCCGACAUUUAGAUCACUAACGUCAUGAUUUGACCUCGCGUUUUUCCGAGUUCCCAGUUGUUUCCGAGUUAGCUGUUAAGGGUUCAUCGGGACGACUGGCUGAACCGAAUCCAUUCGUCAUCAAUUUGGGCACCGGGCGUGUCAGUAUAGCCUCUCCCGGAUCUGUGCGCUUAUACAAACAGGAAGCCAGCCUGUCUAGCGGCCAUGACAUAAGACAACCAAACAUUUUGUAUAACUAACUCUGGAACCAGACGAACCUGUCAUUUCAUUAAAUCAUUCAUCGGCCGAUCCUGUCAUUUUCCUGGACUGAGUGACACGCACACGUUGAGUCUCGACGAAGCGGCGGCUGAACUGGAAUGCACCGACGCUAGUUAACCGAAUAGCUCAUUCAAGACGGACCGGAGCUCGAACAACACAGGUCUAGGUCAGGAUGACAGAUGGUGACUAGAUCAGACACUAUGGAGAUCCCUAUCAACAGUAACGGAGACACAGGGACGCUGCCGGAGGACGACAGACUUGAACAGGACCUACACCAGGUGAUGGUGUCUGGACCCAACCUGAAUGAGACCAGUAUCGUAUCCGGGGGUUACGGGGGUACAGCCGAGGGAAUCAUUCCUACCAGCUCCAUUAAAGCCGUGUUCGAGUCCUUUCCAGCAGGUCUGCUGACAGCCAAUCACAUACAGCCAUACACAGGUUCCAGCAUGCAGAACAGUAGCAGCAGUGGCUCCACGACUGCAGAGGAGGCCUCUAGGGGAGUGGCUGUGGAGAAACUGGACUUAAUGAAGAAAUGGGGCCUCAACACCUACAAGUGCACUAAGCAGAUGAUCUCGGAGCGGUUUGGUCGUGGCUCUAAGACCGUGGACCUAGAACUGGAGGCCCAGAUAGAAGUUCUCCGGGACACCAAGAGGAAGUAUGAGAACGUGCUGCGAUUGGCUAGAGCCCUGACCAAUCACUUGUACAGCAUGGUGCAGACGCAACACGCCCUCGGGGACACCUUCACAGACCUCAGCCAGAAAUCACCUGAACUACGGGAUGAGUUUGGGUACAACGCAGAGACCCAGAAGUUGUUGUGUAAGAACGGAGAGACGCUCCUGGGAGCCAUCAACUUCUUUGUGUCCAGCAUCAAUACACUGGUUAACAAGACCAUGGAGGACACACUGAUGAGCAUCAAGAUGUACGAGGCUGCUAGGUUGGAGUUUGAUGCGUACAGGGCAGACCUAGAGGAGUUAAGUGUUGGUCCCAGGGAUGCGGUGACCAUGGCCCGUAUAGACACAGCCCAGGAGCAGUACCAGAUCCACAAGGACAAAUAUGAACGCCUUCGCUCUGAUGUCACUAUCAAACUCAACUUCCUGGAUGAAAACAAGGUAAAGGUGAUGCAUAAACAGCUCCUCCUUUUCCAUAAUGCCACCUCAAACUACUUUGCUGGGAACCAGCAGCAGUUGGAGCAGACCCUGAAGCAGUUUCACAUCAAGAUGAGGCCCCCAGGGGCCGACAAAACCCUCCUGGCUGGAGGAACCGUGAGGGACCGGGCAGACAGAACCUAGGAGAGGACUCCUGAAACGUUACUAUCCACUACAGAGGACCACAGACAGACGGACGGGCAGACAGAACCCAGGAGAGGACUCCUGAAACGUUACUAUCCACUACAGAGGACCACAGACAGACGGACGGGCAGACAGAACCCAGGAGA
This is a messenger RNA of Coregonus clupeaformis (lake whitefish), 1809 nucleotides long. RefSeq names its product arfaptin-2. Gene Ontology annotation, biological process: regulation of Arp2/3 complex-mediated actin nucleation; intracellular protein transport. Gene Ontology annotation, molecular function: protein domain specific binding; phospholipid binding. Bases 557 to 1663 code for a protein of 368 amino acids. Gene Ontology annotation, cellular component: trans-Golgi network membrane. NCBI's taxonomy places the organism in Eukaryota, Metazoa, Chordata, Actinopteri, Salmoniformes, Salmonidae. The record is from RefSeq and is a predicted model, not a curated record. The transcript has 9 exons.